AUGCCCGACUUUGGCGGCGGCGCGCUCGACACCCCGCGAACAAACAUUGGGGAUGCGACCUACCUUGGACAGCCCGACUUUGCCGAUAUAACACAAGAAGCAUCCUUUCAGUCACCCCCAAAAGAGGGCAAUCUCCUACAACAACUCCGCAAUGGCCGCUCUAAUGGCAUCAAUCUUCGCACCCCGCGCCAGAGAGGGCCCUUGGCCGACCGCAGAAACCUUCCUCCCAGCGUUGGAGGUGCCGAAUUCACACCCUUACUUAAAUCAGCAACAAGAAAUAGCGUGCGUCACUUCGGCAAAGAGAAUGGCGCUGCAGUACCGAACACACCCGCAUUAGACAAGAUCGACGAAGGUGACCUGACUCCCGUCCCCCGCGGCGACACGUCCAUCUACCUAGGGUCGCGUAAUCAGUCUUAUAUGGAGAACGCCAUUCCCGAGGUCGAUACCAGUAGCGCUGCCUCAACCCCGUUGGCUGUUCCCCGAAGGAGAGGCGGCGAUAAGGGACCCCUCCAGGAUGGUAAUCAGCUUUCGCUAAGAGAGCAGGAGAAUGUGAUUGAUAGGAUCGAAAAGGAGAAUUUCGGACUGAAGCUCAAGAUUCAUUUCCUAGAAGAGGCGCUUCGAAAGGCUGGGCCUGGCUUUAGCGAAGCGGCCCUCAAGGAGAACACCGAGCUCAAGGUCGACAAAGUUACAAUGCAAAGAGAACUGCACCGGUACAAAAAACACUUGACAACCGCCGAGAAGGACUUGGAGAGCUAUCGACAGCAAAUGCUAGAAGUACAGGAGAAGGCUAAGCGGAAAUACGCCAACCAGAAUAACCAGGCCGAAGUUGAGAAGCUGCAGCGCAUAUUAGAAGAUCGCGAAGCAGAUAUCGAAGACCUCCAGCAACAGUUACAACAACAGAAAGGGAACAGCGACCAGGUCGAAAAGCUGCAGGAUGAUAUCGGUGACCUCGAGGCUGACAUUCGGGAAAAGGAUCAGCAACUUACGGAGCGUGAAGACGAGCUCGAGGACCUGAAGGAGCAAAUGGAAGCCCUCAGAGAUGCUGUAUCAGAGGCGGAAGAGAAAACCAAGGACGCUCAACGAAAAAUGUUGGCAUUGGAGGAGAAGGCCCAGCACAACGAUGAGCUAGAUGAUGCCAAAGACACCAUCCAGGACCUCGAGCACAACAUCCGCCGUCUCGAGGAGCAAGUUGAGGAUGCGAAAGCCAAGAUAGAGGACGCUGUAGCCGAAAAAGAGCGGGCCGAGCACGAUCUUGAAGAGCUUCAGGAUGAUAUGGCCAACAAGUCAGUGGUGACAAAGGGACUUUCUCGUCAAAUCGAAGAGAAGGUUGCUCGGUUGCAAGAGGAAUUGGAUCAAGCUGGCCAAGACUAUGCUACUCUAGAGAAGGAGCAUCACGAGGUAACGCAGGAAAACGACUCCCUGCAGUCUACCGUUAAGGAGCUCAAGAAGAACCACGAAAAGUUCGGUCGCGAACGAAAUUCUCUAUCAACCAGAAUCGAGCAGCUUGAGGCCGAUCUUCGAGCUCGAACUGACGAAAAGAACGUCCUUCAAAGCCGACACGAUGCACUCGCAACUGAGUCCAGGUCCCUUCAGAAGGAUGUCCAGAAGCUAGAAAAGGAAAUCCAAGAUCUUAAGGAUGGUCUAGCGGAAGAGAGAGAGCAUGCGUUAGAAAUUGAAAAGGAUAUCCGUGGUCAAUACAAAGCGGAGAUGGAUCGCCUCAACGACGAAAUUUCGGAUCUUCAGGCAGAAAUCCGCGAAAAAGACAACCUUUAUGAUAACGAUAGCGAGAAAUGGGAAACCGAGAAGCAAAAUCUUGAAUCAGAACGAAAUCGCGCCGAAGAAAAGGCAACAGGUUUACAGAGAACCAUUGAUCGCCUCAGGGAAGCUGAGGGCACACUCUCGGAUAAGGAAUCAAGGUUACAAGCAGCUAUUCAAAGCGAGAAUGAACGACACAGGAGCGAAGAAGGAAUCCUCUCACGACAGAUUGAGGACCUUCAGGACGCCCUUGAAACUCGACAGACGUUAUUGACAAAUCUGCGCAAUGAACUUUCCACUGUUCGUGACGAGUUACGACAGACACAGAUCGAGCACCAGACACAAGUCCGAAGAGUGGCUGCAUUAGAGGAUGAGGUGGAUGUUCUGCAAACAACACUGGAUAAAGAACAAAACGCCGGACGCUAUGAGGCCGAGGCUGCUAAGCGAGAGUGCGAGGAUUUGAGAGAACAGCUCAAGUCUCUACGACAACGCACCAAUUCAUCCCAAGCAGCAUCAACGCAAGUCCUCAACAAGGAGAUUGACCAUCUCAGGGAACAACUUCGAGAGGCACGCAAAAGCGCAGAUCUCCACGAAGGUGCCAGUCUCGAGGUGGAAGACCUGAAAGAACAACUAAAGGCUCUUCGUCAACGAGCUGGCUCGUCUGAUGCUGCUAGUCAGGAGAUUGAUGACCUCAAAGAGCAGCUCCGAGCUUUGCGACAGCGCGCCAAUGCAUCAGAGGCUGCGAAUAUUGAGGUUGAGAAUCUCAAGGAGCAGCUGAGGGUGAUGCGCCAGAAGGCCGGUUCAUCAGAAGCCGCCCAGUUUGAGAUUGAUGACCUCAAGGAAGAGCUUAAGACAUGGCGUCAACGAGCCGAGGCAGCCCAGGCCGCUAUUGCUACUUCAGAGCAAGAUGCUCAGCAGUCGACUGAAUCGAUGACACGAUUGAAGUGGCAGCUUUCGGACGUCAACUCUCAAUUAGAUAAGCUCUCCAAGGAGAAGCAGUCUCUUCAAGACCAAGUUGCCAAGAUCACUGCUGAACUCCAUUCUGUCAGCUUCUCUCUGGCUGAAGUUAAGGCAGAGCGGGAUGAACUUGAUGGGGAACUUCGCCGAACGAAAUUCUACGACAAUGAAACCCUCCGCGUUGAUCAAGAGAGACUUGACCUCCGCACGGCCAAACUCAAACUUGACAAUGAAGUACGACGCCUCAGAGAUGAGAACAAGGCUCUCAUUGAGCAGCGUGAUGCGAUCGAAAAGACGCUAGAGGAUGAAAUUGAGAAAGCUGCCGAGGAGGAAGAACGUCUGGGGCAGGAGAUUCUUCAGCUACAGGCCAAGCUACGACAAUCGUCCUCAACAGACAGCCAUGAUAUCGCUGCUGCUCGGCGCACGAUUCGUGAGCUUGAGCGUCGUAUCGAGGAUUAUGAAGCCCAGCUGAAUACUCGCCAUAUACCUAACAACUUCGAGGGUAAUAGCGAGCUAUCUAUGAUCCGCAAAGACCUCACUACAGCUCGUCAAAAGGAGCUAGAGUUCCUGCAGAAAGAAUCUGCCCACCGUGAUGUCGUCAAGGGUCUGAAGCGACAAAUUGCCGACCUCGAGCGUCAAGUUCAUGAGACUGAAGUCUCUCGCCUCAUUGUGUCUCCAAAGUCUUCAACCAGUGAUUCUGGUCGCAAGUCGGAGGUCACGGAGCUCAGAAGCCAACUCUCCGCAGCUCAGAAGUCAAUACAGGAUCUCAGAGCCAAGAACCGUGAUGCCGAGCGCAGAGCGAUGCAAUUGUCUCAGGACUUCCAGCGCCAAUUGAACGAUCUCGAGGAUCAGAAGAUAGUACUCGAGGAGGUUCUCGAGGAGGCAAGAGCGCAAGCCGAGGAGACAGCAGCACAGCAUGAGCGUGCUCUUCGUCGCAUGAAGCAUCAACUAGAUAAGGCAGAGCGCGAGCGCAACGCCUUGGCUACAGUACAGCCUGACCUUAGCAAACAUGACCGCCAACUGAGGAAGAAUAAGGCUGAGAUGGAGAACCUGGAGCAUGAUGUCCUUCAGCAACAGCAACUCAUCGAGGGCCUUGCCAUCUCCGAAGCUUCUCUUCGGCGCAAGCUAGAGCGAGCACGCAGCGAGCGGGCAGCUUUCCGUAUGAGCGCGGAGAAGUUACAGAAGGAUCUUGAGCGCAUCAAGGCUACAGCAGUCGCCGCUAGAAACGGAGCUUCUGACCGACGAAGCGCUGUUGACCGCAAGGCUCUGGAUACCACCAUUGAAGGAGCUGACCAGGCUCUCGAGACAGUGAUCAGGGCAGCUGAGAGCGCCGACGAGCGUCACAGGAAGGAGUUGCGAGGCAUGGUGAUGCAGAUGGAGUGGAUGCAGGCCCGUUUCCAGCGUGAGGCCUCUCUUCGGGCUGAUGCCGCGUAUGCGAAGAAGUUCCUCCAGCUGCAACUCGAUGUUGCCAAUGCAUGCAACAAAGCUCAAUUGCGUGAGCUUGAAGACAUUCGCACGAAUCUCCUUGGCAACAAAAAGGCUCUCUCUCUACCCAGCCACACAACAGCUACCACCUCCAACACAAAACCUACUCUCAAGACCUUCCUUGUCAUGGCGCGCUUCAUCGCUCGUGCUCGCUUGUCGGCCAACAACUGGGCCAAGCAAGAAGUUGUGCGUCGCAAACUUGUUGUUGCAACUGAGGAGCAGCGCAAGGUGAAGCGAUCGAGGCAACUAAAGGUUGUGAGAGCUGAAGCAUAA
Messenger RNA from Fusarium tjaetaba, 4470 nucleotides. Its product is annotated as myosin heavy chain. The record is from RefSeq and is a predicted model, not a curated record. Lineage: Eukaryota; Fungi; Ascomycota; Sordariomycetes; Hypocreales; Nectriaceae. Bases 1 to 4470 code for a protein of 1489 amino acids. The transcript has 2 exons. Gene Ontology annotation, cellular component: microtubule organizing center.